Molecule: messenger RNA, 1248 nt
Organism: Penicillium brevicompactum
Lineage: Eukaryota; Fungi; Ascomycota; Eurotiomycetes; Eurotiales; Aspergillaceae
Exons: 1
Coding region: 1-1248 (415 amino acids)
Cellular component (GO): membrane
Molecular function (GO): palmitoyl-(protein) hydrolase activity
Source: RefSeq, a predicted model, not a curated record
AUGCGCGAUCCCGUCCGCGUAGCGCGGAGCGGCCGAUGUCUAAUCGGUAUACGCGAGCAAAGAAGAACACCAGCCGUUCAAUAUGCGCGGACCAGAGGCCUCGCGACAGCAGCGAUCCCCAGCUUUCUCGUGCCACCAAUGAUGUUCGUCGGGCUCUUGGUCGGUCUCUGGACCUGGAAAUGCUUCUGGAUUAUCGCCAUGCAAAAUAAGCUGCUCUACCUCACCUGGCUACCGCCGUUUACAAGGUCAGAGGUUAUAUCGGACUACGAGGCCGAGUGCAAGCCUGUGCGAUGGGAGGAGAAGCAAAUUCGCAGCUUGGACGGGACUAAGUUGGCGAUUUGUCAGGGGCGUAUCUCAGUGCCGCGCAACGAGGGCAAGUCCCCGACAAGCCGCAAUGCCGUCCAUGAAUAUCAGGGAUCCGACCGGAACCGCAAGAAGUCUGUCGUUAUCUGCUAUUUUCAGGGAAACGGCGGGUCAACGCCGAUGCGACUACCUCUGCUCUCUCAGGUCCUGCGAUCAAUUUCUGAUGCGUCAAAAUCUUCAAACUCGCCUCACAAGUCCAGAGAUACCGAACACACAAUUGUCGCACUGUCUUAUCGUGGCUAUUGGAAAUCGUCCGGCCGAGCCACGCAAUCAGGCCUUGAAAAAGAUGCCCACGCUUGCUUACAGUGGGUAUCAGAAACAUACGGAGGCCCGCAGACAGAUCUCGAACUUGUCAUUUGGGGACACAGCUUAGGUGCCGCAGUCGCAACGGCAGCAGUUCCCACGUAUAUUGCGCACCAAGAAAAAUGGGAUGGAACGCGCAAUGAGCGGUCCCUGGCUCCUAUCACCAGAGUGAUUCUGGAGGCGCCUACCUCGAGCAUCAAGGACAUGCUCAUCAGCCUCUAUCCCCAGAAGUGGCUUCCAUAUCGGUAUCUCUGGCCCUUUUCCUGGAACAAUUGGGACAUCAAGGGGAGUCUUCGAAAACUGGCUACAUGGCGAGAUCAGGAUGCGGACCAAUACAAAACAGCACCAAGAUCAGACAUGAUUCCGCCAAUAUUCCUUCUAUCCGCUGAAAAGGAUGAGGUCAUUCCAUCUUAUGUCCCAGGCCAGAUACAAGAGCAAGCCAAAGCUCUAGGUUUGGUCCUUGAAACCAAAAGCGUCCCGGGUGCGAUGCACACCGAGGCCCCACUGAAGCUGGAUGGCAGAAAGGCUUUGGUUGGGUUUAUAUUAGAUGGACCGUCUGUUGUCCAGAAGACACCACGAUGA